CUUUCAAUUCAAUUCAAUUCAAUCCAAAAUAAUAAUCGAAUCAAUCAGAUUGCUGAUCGAUCGAUUAAGUGAAAAAACAGGGAACGGUUGGAUUUUAUGGUGAUAAGCGAUGCCGCCCAAGCAAGCCUCAAAAGCAGAUUUAGCGAAGAAGCAGAAGAUCGUAGAGGACAAGACAUUCGGUCUCAAAAACAAGAACAAAAGCAAAAAUGUUCAAAAAUACGUCCAAAAUCUUAAGCAAUCCGUGCAACCCAAACCCGACCCCAGUAAAACCGCUCAAAAUAAAAAGAAAGAGGAAGAGAAGACCAAGGAGAAGGAGCUGAAUGAGUUGUUCAAGAUUGCUAUUACUCAGCCUAAAGUGCCUGUUGGUGUUGAUCCCAAGUCAAUAUUAUGUGAAUUCUAUAAAGCGGGGCAAUGCGCCAAAGGUUUUAAAUGCAAGUUCUCACACGACCUGAAUGUUCAGAGGAAAGGCGAGAAGAUUGACAUUUACAGUGAUAAGCGCGAUCAAGGAACAAUGGAAGACUGGGAUCAGGCAACUUUGGAGAAGGUUGUGGAGUCAAAGGGGAAGGAGUAUCAGCAGAAUAAGCCUACUGAUAUUGUUUGUAAAUACUUUUUAGAAGCUGUGGAAAAGAAACAAUAUGGUUGGUUUUGGGUCUGCCCCAAUGGUGGUAAAGAAUGUCAUUACAGACAUGCUCUUCCCCCAGGAUAUGUCCUGAAGUCUCAGAUGAAAGCUUUGAUAGAGGAAGAGAGUGAAAAAACACCAAUUGAGGAUGAGAUUGAGAAUCAGCGUGCCAAAUUAAAAUCUUCAACUCCUAUGACUCCUGAAUUAUUUAUGGAAUGGAAGAAGAAGAAGAUAGCAGAAAGAGAUGAAGGUUUGGCUGCACAGAGAGCAGAAAGGGCUAAGAAUGACCGUAUGAGCGGUCGUGAACUAUUUCUGUCAGAUGCUAGUUUAUUUGUGGAUGAUGCAGAGGCAUAUGAAAAAUACCAAAGGGAUGAAGAGUCGGAUGCUCCUGAAAAUAAGGCCAAUAAUUCAGCUGCUGCUGGACCAAGUACUUCAGCAAUAAUUGCUGUUGAUGCCGAAGCUGUUCCUGAUGAUGAUGAUGAUGAUGAACUAGACAUGGAUGAAUUAGAUGAACUUGAAGCAAGCUUAGCGAAAACGUCAAUUCAAAUUCAGGAGCCUUCUCGACCAUAAUUUUGAGAUGCAGAGUCUUCAGUCCACAUGCGUUUUAAAGUGUCGACUCUAUGAUCCUGCUACGCAUUUCUUCCCAUCACGAUUUCCCUUGAGACUACUGAGCUUGCUGUUACCCUGGUAGAGUUGCAGCCAUGGCUAUUAUUUUGUGUUAAAGUUCACCCAUAAGCCUAAUGAUGCGCCAUCAUGUUGUGAAAUUGGCAGUUGUAUCCCAUUUUUGAGGCUGGGUUGGUAUGAACAACGAGGAUCAUGAUUAUAAUGAUUCUGGUUUCUUAUUCGUUUAAGCUUGUGGGUACUCAAAGCUGGAUGGAUUCUCUUAUGUUGAAUAAACCCUUUCGUGUAUUAUUAUUAUUAGAAUGUAAUUUACACUUGUAUCGUA
Messenger RNA from Hibiscus syriacus, 1565 nucleotides. RefSeq names its product zinc finger CCCH domain-containing protein 11-like. Gene Ontology annotation, molecular function: mRNA binding; metal ion binding. Gene Ontology annotation, cellular component: cytosol. NCBI's taxonomy places the organism in Eukaryota, Viridiplantae, Streptophyta, Magnoliopsida, Malvales, Malvaceae. The transcript is spliced from 8 exons. The coding region runs from base 110 to 1189 and encodes 359 amino acids. Gene Ontology annotation, biological process: cytoplasmic translation. The record is from RefSeq and is a predicted model, not a curated record.